Messenger RNA from Mugil cephalus (flathead mullet), 5839 nucleotides. RefSeq names its product sema domain, immunoglobulin domain (Ig), transmembrane domain (TM) and short cytoplasmic domain, (semaphorin) 4Ba (gene sema4ba). Bases 615 to 3122 code for a protein of 835 amino acids. The record is from RefSeq and is a predicted model, not a curated record. NCBI's taxonomy places the organism in Eukaryota, Metazoa, Chordata, Actinopteri, Mugiliformes, Mugilidae. Gene Ontology annotation, biological process: axon guidance; negative regulation of axon extension involved in axon guidance; negative chemotaxis. The transcript is spliced from 15 exons. Gene Ontology annotation, molecular function: chemorepellent activity; semaphorin receptor binding.
UCAAUGGGAACCUUUUUUGGUUUUUAAUCAACUGUUGAAUUUCAUAAUCCGGUGCCUUUAUUGUGUGUGUGACGCCAGCAUGAUAAACCGCUCCUUAAUUGUGAAAGUAGGUGAAGGUGUCUCGCUACGUGCGCUGGCAUCGCAGUGAAGAGGCUCAGCUUCCUAGAAACACAUCAUUUAACCUCUAUCUCUCUGUAUCUCUCAGCACCCACCCACACACAUCCAGCUCUGGGGGCCUGGGUGCCGCAUGGACAUGUCAGGUCUCCGAUUGCAUCAAGCAAACACUGCUGCUGCUCACUGCCAACACAAACAGAUCUUCAGCUGAGACCCUGCGGUGUCGCGUACGGAUGGAGGCUGACCGGUGGAGGCUCUCCGUCUUGCUCUGAGGAUCGUCCCCGCAAACACCGUCGCCUGCAGCUCUAAAGGAGGGCCCCGAUUUCACGACGAAGCACAGGCCUUCUGUCCUAGGAGUCUCGAUAUUCAGGACGAGAGGGGUUGAAGGAGAAAAAAAAACCACAAGUUUAAGUUUAAACAAAACAAAACAGACUCUUCAUGAGUUCCCCGAAAACCUGAAAGGAAAAAUACUGCGAGUUGGCCGGCCGUCCCGAGGAGGCAUGCGGACAAUGAGCAUGGCUCGGCUCUGUCUCCCAGCCUUCGUUGUCCUCCUUGUUGGUUGCUUUCAUUCAGCUGCCCCAGAAAAUGAUGUCACCCCUCGCCUCACCUUCUCCUACAGCGCAAAGGAGAGGACAAUCAGAAGUUUCUCAGUCAACGGGGUCUCCAACUUCACCUCUCUCCUUCUCAGCAGUGGAGACAACAUGCUGUAUGUUGGUGCCCGGGAGAUUCUCUUUGCUCUCAACAUGUCUGACAUCAGUGCAGCCAAGCUACAGAGAAAUCUCACAUGGAAAACUCCAGAGAGGAAGAGAGAUGAGUGCAGUUUCAAAGGCAAAGACCUGCAGACGGAUUGCUUCAACUACAUCAAGAUCUUACUACCGAUGAACAGCACUCAUCUGUACGCAUGUGGAACGUACGCCUUCAGCCCCAUCUGUGCUUACAUAAACACUACAGACUUCUCCCUCAUCAAGAGCGACACUGGCGAGAUUGUUACAGAGGAUGGACGGAGCCGCUGCCCGUUUAACCCCGAAUACAAGUCCACCGCCAUCAUGGCUGAUGGGGAGCUGUACGCUGGUACAGUCAGCAAUUUCCAAGGAAAUGAACCCAUCAUUUACAAGAGUCUAAGCCAAGGAACUGCUCUAAAAACAGAAAACUCACUCAACUGGCUUCAAGACCCGGCCUUUGUUGGCUCUGCCUACAUACAGGAGAGUCUACCCAAGGGCAACCCAGUGGGCGACGAUGAUAAGAUUUACUUCUUCUUCAGUGAAGCAGGAAAGGAGUUCGAUUUCUUUGACAACACCAUUGUGUCACGCAUUGCUCGCGUGUGUAAGGGUGACAUCGGCGGCGAGAGGGUCCUGCAGAAGAAGUGGACGACUUUCCUGAAAGCUCAGCUCUUGUGCUCCCUGCCCGAUGACGGCUUCCCCUUCAACAUAAUCCAAGACAUGUUUGUGCUCACGCCCAGCCCCGACGACUGGAAGAACACUGUGUUUUACGGAGUCUUCACAUCUCAGUGGUACAAGGGUGCAUCAGGCAGCUCUGCAGUGUGUGCCUUCACCAUGGACCAGGUGGAAAAGGCGUUCAACGGCCGAUACCGUGAGGUCAACCGAGAGACCCAGCAGUGGUACACGUACAACCAUCCAGUCCCAGAGCCUCGACCUGGAGCAUGCAUCACAAAUGCUGCCAGAGAACAGGGCAUCUCCUCCUCGCUGCACAUGCCAGACAAGGUCCUGAAUUUCGUCAAAGACCACUUCUUGAUGGACAGCGUGAUCCGCAGCCAGCCCCUUCUGCUGAAACGUAAUGUGCGCUACACGCAGAUUGCUGUCCAUCGAGUCCAGGCAGCCAAGAAGGUGUACAACGUGCUCUUCAUCGGCACAGACGAUGGCAGACUCCAUAAAGCCAUUAACGUCAACAACAAGAUGCACAUCAUUGAGGAGAUGGUGCUCUUCCGUGAGGCCCAGCCAGUGCAGCACAUUGAGCUGGACACAGAAAAGGGUCAGCUUUAUGUUUCCUCUUUCUCUGAAGUGGUGGAGGUCCCAGUAGCUAACUGCACUAAUUAUCAGAGCUGUGGGGAGUGCAUCCUCUCAAGGGAUCCUUACUGUGCCUGGAACGGGAGGUGGUGUGGAGAUAUCAGACGAGCACCAACGAGCAACGCCUGGCGGCAGGAUGUAGACGACGCAGACACAUCAGCUAUUUGCAACAAGACUGCGAGCCCACGGCUUUUUAAACCUCCACCUACACGGGUGUCAUCGUGCCAGGUGAUCAUUAUCCCAGCCAACACGUUCAAAGUGCUGCCUUGCAAGCUGCGCUCUAAUUUGGCCGAGAGGAGGUGGGAGUUCAGCGAGAGCGCGGGUCACUUCCAUUACCCCAGCCCAGAGGGGGGACUGGUGGUGGUAGCUCAGGCUGACAGGCAGGAAACCUACGAGUGCUGGUCAGUGGAGGAAGGGUUCAGACAGCUGCUGGCAAACUACUGCGUGAGGGGCGAAGCCAAGCAGGAGAGCACCACCCUCACAGGCCGAUCACGUACGCCUCAAAUCUCCCAGGAGGAAUUCAUCAUCCUGCCAGGGGAGACCCGCUCACCGCAGAUCAACACUAAGACCUACUGGAAUGAGCUGAUAGUGGUUUGCGCCCUCCUGGCGUUUUCCCUGGUGGUCUUCUCCCUGUUUGUGGUUUACAGGAACCGUGACCACAUGAAAUCCAUGCUCAAGGAGGGAGAGUGUCCGAACAUGCAGCAGAAGAAGCCCAGAAUAGUGGGGAAACCGGCUGAGAACUUGCCGCUCAAUGGCAACACAGUCACAGCGUCGGUGCCAGAUCACAAGGGCUACCAGACCCUUAAUGACAACUACAUCUGCAGCACUCCGCCGCACGAGUGCUCGUCGCCCGACAACAGCAAGAGCUUCUCGGAGUCGGAGAAGAGGCCUCUGAACUUGAAGGAGAGCCAUGUAGAGAUUUCCCCCACAUGCCCACGGCCACGAGUCAGGCUGGGCUCUGAGAUUAAAGACUCUAUAGUGUGAGGCCCGCCUUCAUCUUAUAUGGAGAGACUUACUUUGAGCAUAAAGGAAAGAGUGCACUUGUUCAGAAAAACAAAACAGUAUAGGAGGGAAAAGCAGCACUCUCACUGAGAGACAUUUGAUUACACGGAUUUUGCACUUUGUCUUUCUUUUUUUUUUUUUGUUCUGUCUCUGUGGUCCAUGUGCAUUUAUUUCCCUCUCAUCCCUCUUAUUCAUGUGCAUUUGAAGCACACUGAAGAAGUUCGAGUAUGCCUUCAGACUUUCGACGCUUGCACACACACAGGAAUGUAACGAGCGUAGAUGUGGCAGCACAGCCAUGGUUUCACGACUGAAUUACAGAGCAUUGCCACUCAGUCCGUCCAUAUAAUAUACUGGUAAUGCUUUGGAAGGCAGAGUGAUACUCACAGGUUGCCGCCGAGGGCCGACACAGUCCUGCUUUAUUUUCAUUCAGUUAUCUGGUGAGAGUGUACCCGUCACUGAGGCUAUGCACUAUGUACUGUACUGUACUGUAGCAAAGUAAACACCAGUAUACACACGAACGAGCCGGCGCGAGGCGAGAAAGAAGAAGUCACAGUCACGUCACAGUUUCUUAGAUAGCCUGUGUUCACUCAAACGAGUUAUACUCAUGAUUUUAGAUUUCACUGAAACACAGAAAAGAAAAUUUUCAGACAAGAAGAGAAUGUUGUUUCAAAAGUAGAUUAUUAUUUAUAGAGUGAUAGAAAACAGGUAACCACCUCAGUGGAAAUGCUGUGGAAACUCUCACCACCUCAAUCACUACAUACCAAAUAAAAAACAGUCCCAUAUGAAGACACAAAUGUACUUUUUAAAGUAUUGGAAAAGGUUACUGGGUAUAGAAAAGUUCCUCUGAAGAAGGUCUUGACUUUUAACAGUCUUUUUUGUUUUUCUUUUUUCUUUUUUGACAAAGGGGGAAAGCUCAUUCCAGGUAUUAUCAUUGCUGUUCUUCAUGAGAUAGGCAGUCUAUGCAAAGCAAAUAAUGUGAAGUGAGGCAAACACGGAGAAAGACCUCACCUUGAGACCGAGCAAGCACAAGGGUGUUGGCACUGUUAGCUACUUGAGGAUCAGUGGCACUGCAAACACACGCCCGCACACACACACACUCACACAAACUCACACUCAUUAGACUAACUGCAAGUAUGCAACAGAUUUCAGCCAUUUUUUUGUGUGUUCUGAGGAGACGAAGCUUACGAAAGGCUGGCAUGACAUCAACAGAUGAUAAGAGACGAGGGUUCAGUACAGUGACGUAAAUCUGUGGCAGUUGAUUUAUUGCAGCAUGACGAAAGGUUAUAAAUAUUUGUUAUGAUUAUGUGGCCAAAUGUUAUGGGCAUUUUUCACAGUCAUUUUUUCAAGUUUUAAUUAUCUAUCUCUGUUCUCAAGGCGAAAUAAUAAUACAUAUUUAAAUACCACACCUAUUCAUAAUCUGAUUUAAAUAACACACAUGUGUAUAGCCUCAACUUUGAUAUCAAUAUUGUGUUACUGAGGAGAAAAAAAAAACUGCCUCUGCUUGCUUAAGUGGUUUUUAAAGACAACCGUAAAGGCAAUAACUUUCAUUCUCAUCCAGUAAUAAACAUACAAAUUUUAAUUAUUUAUCUCCUUAUGAAGAAAUAAAUUACAAACCACGGGAACCACCAUACGUACGAGUCGGAUUACAGCGCAAUUUGAUAGCAUUUCACACAAUGUCACAAAGUGUUUUUGAAGUCUUACUUGAGUUUGGCUCUAGAUUUCACAAAAAAAAAUGCAUACGUAAUGGGGGAAGGCAUGCAACUCGACUCAGAAUGCAUAGGAUUUGCACAUGAUGCUAAAAAAGCCUUAGUACAAUGCAGGUUGUGGAUCUGAUUACAAAUCUGCCUUGGGGAAAAUGGAAAAAUGCCUUCUGAAACAAUAAUCAAGAGAUGUGCCUCUUGGGGUAAUAAACUAACCAGGUAGUAGUGCUGUAGAGUCAAAUGCUACACUAUAGGUGUGACAGGACAGGCCACGCUUAGACAGAAAACAGAAUACAUGUAAUUUAAUAGUGUCAAUGUUGUACAAAAUGUGCUCAUGAGGUGUGUUUUUUUUAUUUUAUUUUAUUUUUUUUGUUAAGGUGGCUUCAAACUCAGUCAGGGACUAAACUGUAUUCUUAAAUUGUAGUAUAUAAAUGACCACUGGUUGAUUCUUUUGGAGAUAUCUAUAUAAACAUUAGUAUUAUGUUACCUGUAAAUGGCACUGCAAAAAUUAAUUUCACAGACUGGUCAGCUCUAAUACACUCAUGCAGUAUGAAAAGACCCAAGCUUUGACUGUUAUUAAAAAAACGAAACAAACAAAAAAAAAACGGCAGCUUUCAGUGAAGUGGCCGUCAUCGGAACAGCAUUCAAUUUGCUAAAGGCAGAACUAAUAAAGUGGCAGUGAUUUAGUCAAAUAAUUUGUGCAGGUGCUGUUUUUAUUUGAACGCAAGCCUAACGCCACAGUGAACUUAUCCUAGUCUGCUAAUGAACCACUAUAGCCAGGCCUUCUGUUUGUGACAGUGCAACAUGUAAGUUAACAAUUGUUUUAUUUUAUUUUAUUUCUUUCUUUGUAAAGUUGUUUUGUAAAUUCAGCUGCCAAUGUAAAAAAAAAAACUAUAUUGUGAUUUUUUUUCAUACAUCACUACUGUUCUUUUUUGUAUUGUACAUAAAAAGCACUUUAUUUUAAUUUUUCAAAUAAAGAUAAAAUUGAUAAUGUUUUUA